Spodoptera littoralis (African cotton leafworm) is the source of this 806-nucleotide messenger RNA. NCBI's taxonomy places the organism in Eukaryota, Metazoa, Arthropoda, Insecta, Lepidoptera, Noctuidae. The record is from the annotation of a GenBank genome assembly.
CGAACGAGCCGGUCAUAUUCUGUGAUCACUAUUUCCAUCUUUGCAAUAUUUAUUGUUUAAAAAGUGAAGUGUUUGUGUGUUAUUUAAAAUGAGGUUAAAUCCUGUAUCACUUUCCUUCGAAAACAUGCCGAGGCAGAAGGAUUUCGGAUGCUUAUCACUUAGAUUUGGGUGCAUAUUCUCAGCUCUAGUCACUAUUCUAUACACAAUUCUAGCACUAGCACAAUGUCUGGCGUCGCUCGACAAAGAGAUCCCGACGUCAAUAGAUACCAGUAAUCUAGACAAUAUCCUCCUCUACUGCUUUGAAGUAGCAGUCAUCGUCUGCCAUAUUGUGACUCUCAUACUAACCACCAUCAUGCUGGUUGGAGUCUUGAAGGAAAAGUCUUACCUCAUGAAGCCCUGGUUGGUGUGGACGUCUUGCCUGGUGUUAGGCAACCUAUUCCUGAUCGUCUUCUGCACAGUCCUCAUGAUGGUCUUCAACAGACUGGACGUGGAACCUGGACUAUUGGUGUCAUACUUGGUGGCAUUCCUUGCACUCCUCUUCCGAAUCUACAUGUUGACUCUGGUUGGAAGUUUCUACUUGCAAUUAGAAGAGGAGAAAAUUGAGCGCCUGCGGACAUUACUCAACACGGAUACAUGGCACAGCGCUGCGUAACGUUGCUAUUUAAAAUGUUCAGGCGUUUAGAGGAAUAGUCGAAUUUUUAAAGAAAUUGUUAAAGCAAUGUAACAUUGCGUGAAAAAGUGUAGUCACAGGGUAAUAAUAGGAUUAAAGAAAUUCAAUCAUAUACCCUAACAUGUUGUGAUCAGUU